CCCGGGCUCAACAUGCGCCCCUCGCGGAGAGGCAUCUGGCUGGUCCUGGCCGCGUCGCUCCUGCACGUGUCCCUGCAAGGCGAGUUCCAGAGGAAGCUCUACAAGGACCUGGUCAAGAACUACAACCCCUUGGAAAGGCCGGUGGCUAAUGACUCUCUGCCACUCACGGUGUACUUCUCCCUGAGCCUCAUGCAGAUCAUGGACGUGGAUGAGAAGAACCAAGUUCUAACCACCAACAUUUGGCUGCAAAUGUCUUGGACAGAUCACUACUUACAGUGGAAUAUGUCAGAAUAUCCGGGCGUGAAGACUGUGCGCUUUCCAGAUGGCCAGAUCUGGAAGCCAGACAUUCUUCUCUACAACAGUGCCGAUGAACGAUUUGACGCCACGUUCCACACCAACGUGUUAGUGAACUCUUCUGGGCAUUGCCAGUACCUGCCUCCAGGCAUAUUCAAGAGCUCCUGCUACAUCGAUGUGCGCUGGUUCCCCUUCGACGUACAGCAGUGCAAACUGAAAUUCGGGUCCUGGUCCUAUGGAGGGUGGUCCCUGGAUCUCCAGAUGCAGGAGGCGGACAUCAGCGGCUACAUCCCAAAUGGAGAGUGGGACCUCGUGGGAAUCCCCGGCAAACGCAGUGAGAAGUUCUACGAGUGCUGCAAGGAGCCCUACCCGGACGUCACCUUCACAGUGACCAUCCGCCGCAGGACCCUCUACUAUGGCCUCAACCUGCUCAUCCCCUGCGUGCUCAUCUCUGCCCUGGCCCUACUAGUCUUCUUGCUCCCUGCAGACUCCGGGGAGAAAAUCUCCCUCGGGAUAACGGUUUUACUUUCUCUUACUGUCUUCAUGCUGCUGGUGGCUGAGAUCAUGCCUGCGACAUCCGACUCAGUGCCCCUGAUAGCUCAAUACUUUGCCAGCACCAUGAUCAUCGUGGGCCUCUCUGUGGUUGUGACAGUGAUCGUGCUGCAGUACCACCAUCAUGACCCCGAUGGCGGCAAGAUGCCCAAGUGGACCAGAGUGAUUCUCCUGAACUGGUGUGCGUGGUUCCUGCGCAUGAAGCGACCAGGGGAGGACAAGGUGCGCCCCGCCUGCCAGCACAAGCAGCGGCGCUGCAGCCUGGCCAGCGUGGAGAUGAGCACGGUGGCAGGGCCACCGGCCACCAACGGCAACCUGCUCUACAUAGGCUUCCGGGGACUGGAGGGCAUGCACUGCGCGCCCACCCCUGACUCGGGGGUCGUGUGUGGCCGCCUGGCUUGCUCGCCCACACACGACGACCACCUUCUGCACGGCGGGCAACCCUCCGACGCGGACCCCGAGCUGGCCAAGAUCCUCGAGGAGGUCCGCUACAUUGCCAACCGCUUCCGCUGCCAGGACGAAAGUGAGGCCAUCUGCAGCGAAUGGAAGUUCGCGGCCUGCGUGGUGGACCGCCUGUGCCUCAUGGCCUUCUCGGUCUUCACCAUCAUCUGCACCAUCGGCAUCCUGAUGUCGGCUCCCAACUUCGUGGAGGCUGUGUCCAAAGACUUUGCUUAAUUUGUCUUGGUCCCCUGCGUGUAGAAAAUGCACAGAUAGGCAAAUGUCGUUUUCGUGAGAAUUUGGGGUGCUCAUCCCACAUUCAUUGUGCGGGUGCCUGUGUACCUUUGCUGUCGUUAGUCAUGUCUGUUUCCUGGUUACUUUCGGUAGUAGCAUCUUAGCAUGCUUUUGUUGAACCCUUUCAGACAGGCUGUUAGAUAUCCUUGCAGCAUCCCCAAGGUCAGCAGAGCCCCUGGGAGGUCAUUUGCCCAUUCCCGGCUUCCUAGUGAGACCUUCAGAGAGGUGGGGGUUGCUCAGUACUGUAGGUGGGUUUGCAUGCCUGCAUGCCACUGCCAUGGAGGCCUCAUGGGAAUUUAACAUAAACUUUUGCCUCCUACAAACUUAGAUGGAAACUGCUUACAGUAAACCAAACUCACAAAGUCUAGUCCAGUAAGAGACUGUUGAAAGGGGAAAACAAACUAUGCUUAAAUGCAAAACCUACAUUUUUAUAUUUCUUGGAUGGUUUCUUGAAAAUUCAGAAUUUUGAUUUUUUUCCUCUACCAAAGACAGUUGGUAGAAAGUUUUAUGUUGUCUCUAGAUUUAAAAAAUCAAACAAACAACAAAGCAGAGGCAUAGUUGGUCUUGUAAGUUAUGCCUUUCCCAGCCUGAUUUUUGCAAAUCUGUUCUGUCAGGGGAAUCAGAACAGAUGUGUAUUCAUUCUGAACCAGGAUCAGACCAGCCAGGGGAUUUCUACAGGCAGAUCCCAGAUUCCCAGGCUCCCUGCAUUGUUCCCAGACACAGGAGAAGUGAGUGAGUCUUAUCUAUUUUGCAAACCCAGAGGAAAAAUAGAAUUCUAUUAGAACUAUCAGCCCAACAUAAAACAAUUAAAGCAAGAUUAAACCAUCUGUGGUUUUUUAAAUAAGUCAUUUGAUGUAUUGGAGUCACAUGUAUUGGAGUUGAUUACUCUUAGAAAUAUGUGCAUCUAUACAAAUGCACAACAUGAAGUCAAAGUAUACUUGUUUUUUCUUCACCUGUCAGAGCCAGGGGUAGAAGCCAAGACCUUUUCUGGAUCCCUAGCAGGAACCAGGGAGGAUGAUAUGACUUUGGCUUCCCUAACAGGCCAGUAGAGGGGACCAAGAGAGACUGGCAGGCUAACAGUGUCUGUGUAGCAGGCAACUCUGGUUUCUGGCUUUGGGGUACCUGUCUCUCUAAGGCUCAUCCACUCUAGCUUCAGCCCAGAAAAGUGGCAGGAUAUAUAGAUUCAUUGAGAGAUAUGUGUUUUGACAGCAAGGGAAAUUAUUUUAAACCUAACUGGUCACACACUACUCUACUUAGAUUAUCUCACUGACAAUACUGGGUCUCUUCCGAUUCCUCUUGUUUUUGAAUGGGCUCAGAGGGUAAUUCACCAAGAAAAAUGUCUCUUCUUCUAUUGUUUAACCCAGUAAAUGCUCAAAGCCCAAAACUGAGUGGGGUAUGUUAGCUCCUGGGGAUUGUUCAUUUGCUUCUAAUCUCUAAGGUGGGUAUAUCAUGAGGGAAGAUUGAUUUUCAGUGCAAAAGAAACUGCACGUAUUUCUCCAGCUGUCAUUUUACUCCUUCCUGGGUAAUGCACAGGCAUUCCUUAGCAUGGAGGAAGAUGGAGGCUUGCACACGCUGUGUGUGUGACUUCUGAGAGAACCCCUUGUUCAGAGCAAACAGAUUGAUAGAUCAGGUCACCCCAGCAUCACGCUUUUGGAGCUGAGUCGUCCUCAGAGCCCAUCCAUUGUACUUGGGAAGGAUGAAGGAUGAACAGUGUCUUUUUUUUUUUAUUAAAGUGUCUUUAGAAAUAAGGAGAAAUGUUUUUGAUAUAAAAAGAAUACUUCAUUUCUAACUGCUAUCCAAAAUGUGCUCAUUCCCACAUUUUUGCUAAAAAAAACUUUUUAGUUCUGUAUUUUAUAUUAAAAAAACUGAUAAAGUAAGCAAAGUAGUUCAUAUUUUGAUCACCCAAAUCACCAAUUCGUUCUUUAAAAUAUGGUAAGGAACAGACACACACAUAGUUAGAAGAGUGUGAAUGGCUAGAAAUAAGGCCCCCAUGCUCCCUGUUUGCUCUCCUUACAGAGGGCCGGAGAGGAGCUUCUGGAGGGAGGGAUGUGGGCCCUUACAGAGAGGAAGAAAGGAAGGCAGUUGAAGCAGGAGGGAAGGGCAUGGAGAGAGACAUUGCUUUUCUCCCACUCACGCUAUGCACAGCACUCCGCACUUUGUUUUUUUCACAUAAUGUUUUAUCUUAGAGAUAUUUCCAUAACAUGUAAAGAGCUACCUCAUUUUUCUUAAUAACUGCUUAGUUUUCCAUUGUCUUGGUGGACUAUAAUUUCUUUGAUUAGUCUUUUAUUAGUGAACACAUAUAGUCUUUCUGGUUUUUUAUUUUUAUACACAAAUCUAUAAUUAGCAUCCUUGUACUUGUGUCUUAGCAUCCUUUGAUGAGUAUACCUUGGUAUAAUUC
This is a messenger RNA of Talpa occidentalis (Iberian mole), 3976 nucleotides long. RefSeq names its product cholinergic receptor nicotinic alpha 7 subunit (gene CHRNA7). Gene Ontology annotation, cellular component: neuron projection; postsynaptic membrane; synapse. Gene Ontology annotation, biological process: monoatomic ion transmembrane transport; nervous system process; signal transduction. The record is from RefSeq and is a predicted model, not a curated record. Gene Ontology annotation, molecular function: transmembrane signaling receptor activity; acetylcholine-gated monoatomic cation-selective channel activity. Bases 13 to 1521 code for a protein of 502 amino acids. NCBI's taxonomy places the organism in Eukaryota, Metazoa, Chordata, Mammalia, Eulipotyphla, Talpidae. The transcript is spliced from 10 exons.